CCUAAACAAAGAUGGCGGCCUUCAUCAAAAUGAAAUUUUGUUCGAAAAUUUGAGAAUUUCACCGUUUUCUUCAGAAGUUAAAUUUGCAUAUCAUUUCUCUUUGAUGAAAACAUAUCACCUUUAUUUUUGUCAUGUCAAAGAAGCGUCAAAAGAGUGCUGGGAGCACCAGUAUACCAAAAUGGGAGCAAGCACUCUUGGGAACAAAUUUCGGAGAAGAAAAUGGCUGGGAUGCUAAUGUUACAUUCCUAGUAGGAAAUAAAGUUGAGGAUUAUGCACAUAUUAAAGUACUGGCAGAGGCUGUGGCUGCUGGGUCUAGAAAAUUGUUUAGUGUAUUUUCACAGGAAGAACUAUUUCAACAGGUAAAAGAAUUAGGAAAUCCCAAGGCCAAGAAGACAAAGGACACGCCACAACACAGCGAGGUGUGUGAGCCAUGUAAACUGUACCUUGAUAGUGGAGAAGACAUACCACUUCCUCUAUUGGCUAAACUCAUCAAGUUUAAGCUAUUGAAUGUGAAACAAAAUGAUUUGAAAAGAAGAGAUGCUGAGAAAAAGGCAGCCAAUGAGAAGGAUAAAGACAAAGGUGGAGCCAAGGGUAAGAAGGAAAGAGGUAAAUCACCUGCCAAGAAGGGUGGAAAGAAGACUCCAGAGCCUCCCUCCCCAAAGAAGGAAAGCAAACUGCGUAAACGAGGAGAUGAAGACUUGGAUAGUAGAUACAUAGAUGAUGAACCCAAUGAUGGACCAAAGCACUAUGUUCUUAUCUAUGGCUUCAACCAUCCUCAUCUGUUGCGCUACCUGGAUGAGCUUGGCGUAUAUGUGGAUUGUAUCAUCAAGGUGGAGUCUGAAGACUACACACAAUUUGAGGUCAAGCCAGAGCCAGAGCCAACAAUAGAUAACCAAUCUGCAGUACCACCAGUAGUACAGGAAAAAGAUGAGAAAACUUUAGCACUCGAGGAAGCAGAAAGGAAAGUUAAAGAAAAGGAGAAAAAAUUAUUAACACAAUUUUGGACUGACGUAUUGGCAAUCAUGCAACAAGCCCCCAAUUCCUCAAAACUUCAUGAUGUCGCACGCUUGAGUUACAUUAUCAAAAAUGACAUCAUUCCGGAUGACCUUGAAGAUAAUGAAUUAAAAAGCCAGUUUGGCAGCAACAUGUUUGAAGCAAUUGCUGUGAUGAUCUAUGAUCUAUUGGACGCUAAACGUAUAUGGAGGUCCUACUUAACCAAUAUGAGGAUGCUCCAUGUGUAUGCGCAGGGGGAAGCCUACCAACCUCCACUGCCCACAGAGGCCCAAUCUCAGAUUUCUGCCCCCACGCCUGCCCAGCAGCCCCCUCCCACCGCCAUGACAACAGCCACAAUGCCUGUCAUUCAAGAAGGGGUGGAGCUUCCUCAGGAAGUGGAUCUAAGGUACUACAAGGAACUAAUGAGUUGUGUGCCCCAAGAAAGCGUCAGCGUUCCUCUUAUCAUGCACUGUAUGCUUGAACAGAUCCAGGCUACUGAGGAUGGUAAACUGCCCCCUAGUGAGCAAUCAAAGCCUCCCCGUACAGAUGGCCUUGACCCGACCUUGGCCUCUCACAUCAGUGGCAUGGCAUUCAAGUUGGCUUUAACCCAAGAUGAACAAAUGAAACUUGCAUCUGAUUUUGAUGUGCCAGAAGGCAAGCCUCAACCUCGUACUCAACCACUAUUGGUCAAUAUGCAAGAUGAUAUCACACUGCGUACAUUCCAACUGCGCUCCAUCAAUGGAUUCAAUGCAAAAGAGGCAGAGAUGGAAAUGUUAAAGUAUCUCCCGUUUGAAGGUGCGCUACAAUUCCCUCACCCUACUUCAAGAGCAGCCAAGGAGAGAGCCUCUCGUCUUCAGGAGCUUAUACAUUUUUGUGCCACUGAUGGUCUCACACAAUCUGAAAUCGACAGAGCAUUCAAGCAAUUUGUGUUUGAAUGCAUGGACCUGACAACAGUAGACGAGAAUGGAAUAAUAGUCGCUAAAUCUCACGAGGGUUAUGAAGGAUCUGUUAUCCCUUGGGAUGACCCCUAUCCAUUCUUUAAAGGAAUGGCAUGUAAACCUAACAAAACUGAGCCUGCAAAAGAUCUGUUGAAUCCUAACAUGCCCAUCGAAGGCUUUGAGGAAUACACAACAGGAAAUGUUACGCCAAGAUCUGAGCCAAACUCCAGGCCAGAGUCAAAAACAGAGGAGGUGCCUUUAUCCCAAGUAGAUAGCAAAGAGUUGUCAAGACCAGAUAGUUCUGGAAUACUCAAGUCUCCUCGUCCGGCUUCAGCCAAAUCUAAAACAUCAACUCACUCUGUGCAUUUUGAAAGAGAUAGUGAAGGAAAACCGAUUUCCUCUCAUGACUUGGCUCAGACUGCAGAGCGUAUUGAGGCAUCACAGGAACCCAACAAGACUGUAGAAGAAAGCAUGGAUGACAUCAUAGAUGCGACUAAGCGUAACGUUGAUGCGUGGUGUUUUGCUGAACACUUUGAACCCAAUGUACUCUUACAGGUUCUAAAAUCUGCGUCAUAUAACUUGCCAUAUAUGGACAUGUACUACCAUAAGCGGGACCAUACACUAUUGGUUGUGCUGCACAACCCACACAACCAGGAGUUACAGAGUCACGUAGAUUGGGAAACAAACUUGCAUUCAAAUGUAGGAUUCAGGAACUAUUUGGAGCAUGUGUCUGAGUCUAUCUGGGAGUGGGCUGAGGAAGAGAAUGCAAAGUACCUAGCUCAUCAGUUGGCAGAAGAGGUUGAAAAAGAGCGAAUUGAAGAUGAAACUUCGUCACGUCCUUCCAGUGGGGGAAAAGGAAAGAAGCGCGGGGAUCGAUCAAAGUCACCUAAAAAGUCUGAUAGUAAAAGCAAAAGUAGAUCACGAUCUCGCAGUGAAGAUCGUUCUGACUCCUCAUUGGCUGAAAACAAGUAUGUACGUACAAACUCCCUCAAAGCUCAGAAGGAGGAAGCCGAUCGCAUAAAGGCAGAGGAGGAAGAAAAGGAACGCCUGAAAAAUGAAAAACGAGCAAAAUCUGCCCAGAAAAAGCGAGAUAAGGAGAGAGAAAAGGAAGAGCGCGAGAAGGCUGCUACUGCUGAGAAAAGUAAAAGACCUGGCUCCAGGGGGAGUGCUAAAUCUCGCAGUGGCUCUAAGGAGCCCAAGGACUCCAUGGAGACUCUGGUGGAAGGCGAUGGAGAACCUCAUGUAGAAGAAAAGUAUUGGCCUUUCACGGGUUACGACGUAUCAAAUAAUCUGAUUCAUGCCUCGGGGGUCACAUCCACUCUGUUCCCUGCUGAUGGGGGUCAGAUCCGCACUGAACGUGUUCAGUUCAUACAAGGCACAACAUCUGUGAAGACAUCCAUUAUGAAAGAUAACCAUGUGUUCAUGGUGCAUGUGCUGGACCCAAUGGAUCCUAAUGCUGUUGAACAAAGUGAAGAAGUUAUACUGGAUGGUGAAAAUCAAGAGAAUGGUAUGGAGAAAGCUGAUUUGGAAAAAUCUGAAAAAGAAGAAGAAGCUGUUGAGAAUGACAACAUGGAGAACAAUGCAGCGACCAAGCGUGAGGCCCCCAAGAAACCUGCUAUAGGCAGCUUCGCUUCCUUCAGUGCUCAGCUCAGUGAUGGCAUGUGCAUAAGCCUCAGCACAUAUGGUGAAACUGGUGAACCUAAAGAUGGUAAAGGUCAUGAACCAGAACCUUAUAUUCCACCUGCCAGGAGCCCUAGUCCAACUCCAUUGUCACCAAACAAGGGAAAGAAGGGAGACAAAGGAAAAGAGAAGGCACCACCUACCCCAGAACCUCUAGUGGAAGAAGAAACUAAAGAUGAAACUGGGGAGGAAGAGCAAGAGAUGGAACAGCCAUUUCAACAGUUGUAUGUCACAUGUCCUGAUGGCUUGAAUGUUACGUGGUUCUUGGAGUCUUCAACUGGUAUCCAACCAGAAGAUGAGACUGAUCGUAAAGUCCUUGUGAAGCAGAACUACCCAUUCAAGACAAAUGGCAGCCAGCCAAGUGAGGCGUUGCGUAAAUCAGCCAUGCAGGAAGUGUCCAGGAUCAUCAACAAAGAUGGCACUGUCAUUAAGACUUUACAGGAUGACUCUGUUGUGGUUAUGUUUAGAGAUGGUACAACUAGUGAAUUCUCCACUGCACCCUCCAGCUUGCUACCUCCAAGCAGAAACUCUUCUCCACAGCGGCCAAGCAGUACUAAGAGUGAUAAAGACAGAGAGACACCUAAGAGAAUGGGAAGUCGUAUGAGUCGCAAGACAGCCAGUAUUGCAGCUAUUAACAAAGAUAAUGAUGAUGCUGGACAGAAGGAGGAGAAGAAAGGUCAUUGGAUCACUACAGCACCCAAUGGAGAGAGAGUGGCUACCAUGGCUGAUGGGAGCAGAGUACCUGGUGUAAAGAAUGCUCUCUGUUCAAUGGCCUCUGACCCAAUGACUGACCAGUCCAUGUGCACGAGGGAAGACCAUACAAUAGUCGUAAAGUACCCAGAUGGCACCAUGAUUGCAGAGCAUAGUGAUAAGACACGCAUCACAUCCUACUUUAAAACUGUUAGAACUCCUAUAGACUGUGCUUCCUAUCAUGAAACAGGGGAGUAUCCAGCAUUUGAAGACAGAGAGGUGCCGUUUGUUAUGAUAGAGUGUCCUGGUUAUGCUACUGUGACAUAUAACUGUGAGACCAGUGAAUGCAUCACAUCAUUUGGAAAUGGCACCAGAGUUCAUACUUACAAAGAUGGAGGAUAUGACAUCGAUCACUGUGAUGGAGGAAUGCUAUUGGUUGACUCAGAUGGCUGUUCUAUGUAUCGUCCACGUCCAAACAAUGACAUUGAAUUCCUUCAACCCAAUCAGGACCAUGUCUAUGUGAUGCGUCACUUUGCAGAUGUUGUUUGUGAAACAGUAGAUAAUGAGGGAAAUGUAUUUAAUGUAAAGAACACUGGGGAAACCAUGGUGAUCACUGCUAAUGGAGAACCUGUGGAAUCUGUUGAAGUGGACAGUGAAGAUGGAAAUGAAAAAAAUGAGAAUAACGGUCAAACUGUGAUUCAUACCAAAAAGGUAGUUCAAUAUAAGCAGCAUGCUCCACGGUUUUUCGUUGUACAUUCAAACGGAAGUGGAACUGAACUUUUACGCUAUCAAGAUGUUGCAGAGUACCUAACGACUGCUGAAAACGAUCCAACUGUAGCCAUCUUGAAUGAUCCUCUCCCAGAUUUCCCGGGAGUGAAUGGCAUAACAAUCCUGAAACCCUAUCUGAAGGGAGUCUCGGAACAAUGGGUGAAAAAAUAUGAACGUCAAACUAUAAUGCCAGAAGGUCUACUUUCAAGAAAUCUCCAUAAUUUGCCAUCGAAAGAAGAAAAGAAACCUGGACCGUCUUUUGGGAAUAAUGUGGGUACUGGUUUGGCUGUUGGAACAGCAGUGAUACCUCCCCCUCCUCAAUCUAUAUUGAAGUGUCCGAACAUGCUUGAAUUAAGGCAGCUUCUACAGUACAAACCAAUGGAGGAAACACUGAGAACCAAGCUCCAUGAUGGUUUGAAGGAAUAUGCUGAGUUUGUGCGUGAGAGGAAUCUAGAGACAUCCAUGAAUGAGCUUAAUGAGCCAAGAGAUGAGAGUGAGGUGGCCAAGGCAGAAGAGUUACAGGCUUUGGUUAAAGAUGAAAACCUUGCACAUCUUGAAGAUGCAAACAUCAAGGCAAUCUAUGAAAAGGUGACGGCCCCUCCUCCGCCAAGUCCACCCCCGACCCCUGCACCUCAGAGGACCUUGGCAGACUGGGAGAGGGACAAGCGUGAAAUUGCGGAAGAAAUUGAGGGGAGGAGAGCUUUGAGAAAGAACAUUAUACCACCAUAUUUUGAGAGCGAGAUGGGAAAGGCAUUUUUAUUGUCUCAGGCCCCAGAUGCAGCUACAAUGUGUAAACAUCUGUCCGAAGACCCAAGGGACCAAAGCCGUGACCCUGCUACAGCUGUCCGUAGUAACACCCCCUCAUCUGUCCAGAGCCAAGAUCAACCACCUCGUUACACAAGUUCAGCCUCACCAGAAAAGGGACAUUAUUAUGCUCCCAUAACCCCUGGGGAAUCCCCACAGAAAAUGAUGCACUCUGAGACGCCAUCUAAUUUGAGACCUGGGGCUCCCACUCCAGCUCAUGCUACAGGCCAAGGGUCACCUGCCCCCCUCAGACCAGGUAACCCAACCCCUGCCCAUGGUAUGAAGGAAAGUAGGGUACGUCCAGAUAACCCAACCCCCAAGCAACAGGCAGAUGGUGAUGGGACUUAUAGGGACAACUCGGCACCUGCUAUUCCAGAGGAAAGUCCUGCUGACUUGAACACUCCAGCUGAUUUUGUGACAACUCGUAGUCUAGAGGUUAAUGUAACUGGUCAACCCAGACAGGAGCCUGUCCAUGUCCCAGCUUAUAUAAAUUCUGGAAGACCUGGAGCCAUCCCUAAUGAAAGGUUUACUCAGAUUGAAGAUCCUGUUCGCAACAAAGUCAUGAUUUCCUCCGUGGCUGGCGCUACGAUAAAUGGAAGCAAAACAAUCUCAAACAUGAGAGGUUUUGAGCUGCUGCCAAGUCAAGUUGAUUUUGGGUUUCUCCGUGAAGGCUACACUUACCAAUUUAUAGUCCAUCUAAAGAACAUGGGUAUAGAUUCAUGUAGAUAUAAGCUUCGUCAACCACCACCAUCAACUGGAUUGAAAGUCAUCUAUAAACCUGGACCAAUUGCAGCAGGAAUGAAAGCGGAAUUGGCUAUAGAGAUAUAUGCCAUCGCUGUUGGUGUCAAGGGGGAAAGCGGUAUCGGCGCUGUGUCACAUGACCUUGAGAUCAUCACGGAAACUGACACCAUGUAUCUCCCAAUCACAGCGACAAUCCUCACCCCAGAUGAGUAUGACAGCAAGAGCCCAACAAGUCCCCGUGUCUGUAAAUUCCCAGGGGUGAAGCUCACCAACACAAAGCCUCCCUCAAGGGAGGGGAUUAUACGCCCAAGGAGGGAGGAUGUUCCAGACUCUGGAAUGACGAUGGAGCAUUCCAAGUAUUCAAAGAACUAAAACGACAUUACAAUCACAGUCAACCAAAGGUUGUUUAAUUCAAAAUCAGAAACAAUUUCCAUAAAGGAUACAGAGGAACAUGAGAACAGCAAAGAGAGAGCAAAAUUUCGGGAGCAAUCUUUAUCAUCUGAUGAUUGAGGUCAUCAUCUUGAAGUUAUAUUUUAGAUACAGAAUAUCCAAGACUAGAAUUGAAAAAGGGGUUGUACAUUUUCAAAUAUCGUAAAAUUGUCACAAUUUUUUAUAAAUACUCUCAACUUGUAUCUUAUCUUUGUUGCCCCUUUAAAGGUACUUUAUGCAUAUUUUCAGCUUUCUUUGGCAAAAUAGACUUACUUUUGAAUACU
This is a messenger RNA of Owenia fusiformis, 7327 nucleotides long. NCBI's taxonomy places the organism in Eukaryota, Metazoa, Annelida, Polychaeta, Sabellida, Oweniidae. The record is from the annotation of a GenBank genome assembly.